GAUACGCGGGUAUAAUAUAAUAUUAUCCUCCGGUGGCAGUCUGUAGCGUUUGUCAUUCGACGGCGCACAUGCCUCGUUAACGCUGGCCGCUUGAAACUGGUUGUUAACUGUGUUGUUGAGCGAGAGGAUCGCCGACGCGUCGCGCCAACGCUCGAGAUCGAGAAAGAGAAAAAUAGGAGAGACGAGGAGGACAGAUUGGUGAGGGAAGAGAGCCACAGGAGGAGUCAUGUCCGACUUGGACGACGAGACCGACACUUCCUGCGGGGAGGAGCAGAUCAUCUCGGACUGGGAGGUCCAGAAAGAUUGGCUUGAGAGCAUAUUGUCCAAAUAUCACGACGGAAGAUCGGUCGAGGUAUUGAAAUUCUGCGUGAGUCCCGGAUGCGCGACCAGCGAGAGCGCGUUGAGCGCGAUCACCAACGUGACGGGAAGUUAUCUGCUUGGGUCGACGACGGAUCCGACGGACAAACCGUCGGAGAAGCACAAACUAUCCGUUAUCAUCAAGCAACUACCUAGAGAUCCGUUCAGUCGCUUUUUCGUCACGGAAGGCCAAUUCGAUCUUCGCGAGAUUAAAUUUUACACACAGGUGAUGCCAGAUCUGAAGGCGUUCAAUCAGAGACAACUGGGACCCAGUCCGGAGGAACCGAUUGUGCUACCGGUCCCGGAAUGUUACCACGCUCAUUACAGUCCCGCAAGUGGUACCGACGACAGUCCUAUACCGUCGGAAUCUAUAUUGGUAUUGGACGAUCUGGGCGCCUCGCGAUUCGAGAGCAUCAAGUUCUCGGAAGGACUGACACUGGACCAAGCGACGGUCGCGCUUGACGCCAUCGCGCGCAUACACGCUCAUUCGCUGUCGAUGAAAGUCGUGGACGGAGAGUCUCUGUCCGAGCGUUAUCCGUUUCUCUUCCAAACGGCAAAAGCUACCGAUUCCUAUCAACAACUGGUGGAACGCGGUUUGCCGCAGUUAGCGCACUUCUUGGAAACCAGACCGGGACUGGAGGCGGUGCUCGAGACGCUGCUGGUUCUACGACCUCGUACCAAAGACAUAAUCUCGGCGCUUCUCGCUCCGGAAGGUCCGUUAGCGCUGAUAACCCACACCGAUUUCUGGAGCAAUAAUCUACUGUUCAGAGAUACUUCCGGAACGUCCGAGUGCUACAUCCUCGAUUGGCAGAUGGUCACCUACAGCCGACCUACGAACGAUGUUGCAUUGCUGUUGGUGAGUUCGGUGCCCACCGAGUUACGGCGCAAGCACACCGAAUCGCUCUUGGACACGUACUGGAACAAGCUAAACUGGACGUGCUCGCGUCUCGGCCUAAACAUUCCCAAGGACCUGGGUUAUACCAGAGAAGAUCUCGACAAGGACUACAGAAAGUCCCAAUUGCUGGCGCUUUUACUUUGUAUCGGAUCGGUGGACGUUGCACUCGGCGAUCCGCUUACGGAGCAGCGACUUAUCGACGUGCUCGAGGAUCUUUACAACGACGGCGUUCUAAUAGACGAGUCCGUCGUCGCGACGAAUGGAGCCGAUCAUUAAUUACCGCUGCCACCGUUAAUGUUAGCGCAUGCACUGAAUAAUUUUAAUAUAUUUCUAUCCGGGCUGUGACUCGAAGCGAAGAAACACACGUGAGGAAUAGAACACACACCACACCUCCGAUAGCCCAUUCGUAGCUUUCGAAGACGCAAUCUUUUUUGUGUUCUCACAAUUCGAAGGAGGCUUUAGACACCGGCAAAUGACACGAAAAAAAAACAGGAACGACGAAGAAGAUAUAAAUUUACGAAGAAACACGUCGGAAGAAUAUAGCGGACGUUUAGAAAAACUUGUGUGCUCUUAGAUUUUCUUCUCUUUGCGACGAGAUAUCGUAGAUAAGAAAAUUGAUCGAGAUCGCGAAAUAUUUUAAACGGCACGAUAUAUGUAAAACACAUGUCUUAGGUAUAAAAAAAAAAAAAAAAAAAAAAUCAAUGUGAACUUUUAACACAUAUUAUAUCGAAAAAGUUAAAAAUGAUUAUUGACUAAAUCGUGCAAGAAUCAUCAUCUUGCCAAUUCGAUGAAAGUUCUCGAAGAUAAAAGUAAGAUAAAAAUCGGAAUCUUUUUUCUAAGAUAAGCACCAUUAGAGAGAGAGAGAGAGAGAGGAGGAACAGUGAUUACUCUUAUCAAACAAUGAUUUUUCUUAAUUGGGUUUUUUGCUCAGAUAAUUGCCGACAAACAUCUUUAAUGUGCGCUGUGCCAAGUCGUUGAGGGAUUUAGGCAAAUAGAUGUGAUACACAAUUACUCUAGAAAUCAACUAGAUUGGUGAUCGAUGUUAUAGGGCAUGCGUCAAAGUUAUAUAGAAUAUUUUCGAGAUAUACAUAAAAAAAAAAAAAAAAA
This is a messenger RNA of Pseudomyrmex gracilis, 2359 nucleotides long. RefSeq lists its product as uncharacterized. The coding region runs from base 227 to 1528 and encodes 433 amino acids. The record is from RefSeq and is a predicted model, not a curated record. NCBI's taxonomy places the organism in Eukaryota, Metazoa, Arthropoda, Insecta, Hymenoptera, Formicidae. The transcript has 3 exons.